This is a messenger RNA of Colletotrichum scovillei, 1954 nucleotides long. RefSeq lists its product as uncharacterized. The record is from RefSeq and is a predicted model, not a curated record. Gene Ontology annotation, cellular component: cytosol; Rpd3L complex. Lineage: Eukaryota; Fungi; Ascomycota; Sordariomycetes; Glomerellales; Glomerellaceae. Bases 364 to 1794 code for a protein of 476 amino acids. The transcript has 4 exons. Gene Ontology annotation, biological process: negative regulation of silent mating-type cassette heterochromatin formation; negative regulation of rDNA heterochromatin formation.
GCGCAGUCGGGUACCCUCCACAGGGCCAGGAAAUCCAGCCUCGCCCGCCCGCGUGCUUCUCCUCCCGCCUCGUCACAGAGGCUGCGCGCAGAAAUUGAGGGCUACCCAUUCUACCUUUCCUACACCUCUCCCACACCAUACCAUUCUCCGACCCGAUCUCGUAAAUGACUUCCUCUCGCACCUCUCCCGAUCCGCUUCGAACUCAAUAACCAGUCAUUUGGGACUGUUCAGUCUCUUCACUCGAAAAAAGCUCCAACCGACCACAAGUCUCUCCCCUCGUCCUGCUUCUCGCUGCCGCUGCCGCCACACCCACCUCCGUGAUCGCUUGGGCACGUCGCCAGGGGCAAGAGUCUGAAUAGCGCAAUGGCAACCCAACAGAUCCUGUUCGCCGAGACGGUGGCCGCUAUGAAGAAGGCUCUGAAGCGAAAAGCAUAUGAAUCCGACUCGGACGACGAGAUUGACCACUACGGCAACCGUGGUCAUAAACUGCAGAAGCGCGCACUCUUUGCUCACAAAGGUCAACUCGCACCACCCUCCGGUCCUGAAGUUUACAACGAAGUGAUUGACUACGCCGGCCAGCAGCGCACGAUAAUCAGCCGCAACCCUCCCAUUGUAGACGAAGAAGGAUACGAGAUUGACAGCGACGACGACGAGGAGCGCAUUCAAGAGGCUGUCGCCUCGGCCACAGAGCUUGACCCCUACGCCAAUAUUCGAAUUGAACAAAUCCUAGCUCCCUUGACUGCCUCAAUCGAUCUGCCACAACAUCCGACCCUUUCGAAACCCUUCACGGCCAAGACCCUAGACGAGAUAGCCGAGCAAAGCUGCGACGUUCGACGGAAAGAAAAUGCGUCGCUGUGGAGAGUCAGGCAUCUCUUCACAAAGAUAUGCGGCGACUACACAUGGGUCCCCUGUGGCAUGAUGGUCGGUCCGGACGAUGCCGACUUGUACUCAACAGACUACGUCGAACGCGGCUACCUACAAAACACGAAAGCCACCACUGCCGGAUCAAACGGGGACGCCUCCUCUGGUACGUUGAGCGGCGAUGCGAAACCAGAACACGCGCCAAACGGCACGAACGGCGAGGCGUCUGGAGACAAGGACAAUGAAGAUGGGGACGUGACAAUGACUGAUGCCGGCUCCGAGAAGGGGGAUGCUGCUGCAAAGUCCGCAUCUGAAAAGGCAGACAAGGAGCACACUCAGCCUGAAGCAGACGUAUCCCAGGGAGCAAACGGCGAAACUUCAAAGCCCAGCACGGUAGCCAAGGAGGCACAGGUUGAAAGCAAAGCCGACAAGAAGCAGAAACAAAAGGCGGUUGACGUUGAAAUGCACGACGGCAACGCGAUACCUCCGUCACAGCCCGGAGCAGAGCUGGCUGAUGGCAACGGUACGCAUGCGCCGUCAAUGGCAACGGCAUCGGAGGCGGCGGACGAAACCUUUGUCCACCCAUUCUUCCGGCCGCCGGCCAACGCUCGUCCAGACCGAGAUGUGGGUCUACCAGAGGCAGAGGCCGAGGAUAUCCGCCGCCUGUUAGCCCUGUACGUCCAAAAACAAGAGGAGGUCUGCCGCGGUGCUAUGAAGCUCCACGAAGGCCUUCUCAAGGCCAACCGGCUACGCAACACAGUUCUCGAGUGGUCCAAGUCGGAAGCGCACAGUGGUGCCAACCGGGAUAUGUCUGACGGCGAGGACUGGUACGACAAGGAGAAGUGGGGCCUCACGGAGGAUCUCAAGAAGGGCCAGGACGACGAGGAGGAAGACACGGGCACCGUAGCCAAGAAGACUAGGAAUCGCAGGUGAAUGGGUGCCCGGGCGUUGUUGGCUUACUUUGAGGGAUUGUCUCCGGGUUAUGGUGUUUGGCGGUUGACGUUGCAAUUGAUACCCCCCACGUUGCGAAUUGGUCCAGGCGGCGCGCUGUUUUCUAGUUAGUUAUAUAUAUAUGCUGGAUUUCUUGAUGACC